Molecule: messenger RNA, 1617 nt
Organism: Fomitopsis serialis
Lineage: Eukaryota; Fungi; Basidiomycota; Agaricomycetes; Polyporales; Fomitopsidaceae
Exons: 4
Coding region: 1-1617 (538 amino acids)
Source: RefSeq, a predicted model, not a curated record
AUGUCGCCCAAUCUCUCCGCCCUCACCUUCGCCAGCAAUGCCACUGUUGUCUCCGAGCACAGCCCCGACGAGUACGAGAGGACGUCCUAUUAUAACGGCAUCACUGGGGGCAGCGACCACCCAGAACUCGUGUACCGUUCGGACUUCCUCACCACGCUCUUCCCCAAGCCCGUCGGCAGAUACGCCCAUAUCCCCGUCAAGUCGCUCCGCGGAGUCUUCGACACCCCGCUCAAUAGUAUCUGGGACACUGUCGGUCCCCAGAUUCGUGACCUGAUCAAGGCCCGUGAGAUCCACUGGUCGUCCGAGGCGAAGGGGAGUCUCGGUCCCGUCGUCAUCUGGGUCGGCGUCAUUCCCAGUUCUACCUCCGCUGAUACUGCCAGUGCCCACGAGGUCUCCCAAGAUAUCCUUGCUCUCCUGCUGAAGAACGGAGUCGAGGGCGCUGUUGUGGAAUGGCGCGAAGCGGUCCCGCACAGGUUGGCACUGGCAGGCCUCCCCCUUAUACGCCAUGUCGGCAGCAACAAUUCCACCCACUAUGUACGUCGCUUCCUCACUGCUCUUCUCGGUGUUCCCCUUGCAGCCGAAGAAAAGCAGGAGGAAGACGCCCGGGGCACUCUUACGCUCUGGUUCCACGAGAACAAAGACAAGGACGGCAACCCCAGCAACAAGGUUUACGGAGUCAGCAACUGCCACGUCCUGCGCAAGAACACCACCGUCGAUUACGAGCACAGAGAUGGCGCACGCAUGAACCACGUUCGAGUUAGUGGACUGCAUCGAUUCCAGCGCGGUAUCGACGAUAUCACGAAGGCUGUUGCUGAUCACGGCAUUCUCGCUGACCUUUGUGCCCGAGAGAUCGUCAAACGGCAGGUAACGGAGAGGCAGGACCCGGAGAACGCGAGAGAGAUCCAACGGAUUCGGCGCAAAUUGGAUGACGAGCAUGAAGCUAUUGCCGAUCUCGAGGCCCUCUGCGCCGAAGCCACCGAAUACUGGUCGGAUAUCAAGCUCCACCGCACCAUCGGGCACGCGAAGGUCAAGGAUGAAUUCGAAGGCAACGUCAUUGAUCUCGGAUCCAAGUAUUCUCCCCCAGACCUUAGAGAUAUGUUCUAUCCGCUGGGUGGUGGUCCGACCACGUUCAAGUUUCCCGAGGACAGAAGGCUCCGGCUCGAGGGCUGCGUCACGAAAGAGGACCUCGCCAACCCUGCCGCAUUCGACAGUGACGGCCAGCGCUGCCUUAUCGUCGGCAAAGACGGCAACACCACCGACCUCACCGUCGGACGCUACGCCGGCCUGGUUUCAUUCGUUCGCAACGAAGUCGGCCUCGAGUCCGUCGAGCUCGGUAUCUACAACUCGGGUGUCAAGAUCGCUGAAGUCUUCUCCGCUAAGGGAGACUCGGGCUCCCUCGUCUGGCACACAACGGACGGUAAAGCUCGCAUCGUUGGCCAACUCCACUCUGGACACAAUAAAGGCGGAUCGACUAGCAACCAUGUUACGUACUGCACCCCUGGCUGGUACUUGCUGGACCAGAUCAAGAAGACAUUCAAGUACGCCGACUUCUACGGCACCACCUGGGCAGCGGGCGAACAGCUACUACGCGGUCACGAGAUUCAGAUAAACGCGUAA